AUGGAGAAAUCAGUUGAUGAAAAGUCUGACUCGAAAUUCUCUUUCAUAUUUACGAAAAAGUUCUUGAUUAUUCUUUUGCUUGGGCAAUUCCUUUCAUUAUGCAUUACCGCCACUACAGUAACGAACACAGAACUGGCUGUCAAUGAAGGCGUUAAUUUCCCUACAACCCAGAGCUGUUUAAAUUAUCUAGUGUUGAAUGUGGUAUAUACAAGCAUCACUAUUUGGAAAGCGGGGUGGAAAGGAUGGUUGAAAAUAUUGAAAAAUAGAGGAUGGAUGUAUGCCAUCCUAGCCUUAAUAGACGUCGAGGGUAAUUACUUUGUCGUCAAAGCAUACCAAUAUACCUCUCUUCUAUCAGCAAUGUUGCUCGACAAUUGGUCGACGAUUGUAUGCAUGAUUCUUUUGAUGGUAUUUUUCCGAGUGAGGUACCACUGGAGCCAGUAUCUAGGCGCACUUUUGUGCUUUGGCGGAAUCGGUGUUUUGCUUCGUGGUGAUAUAAAUAAUAAUAAGGAUAUAAUUACUCCGUACACUGAUAUGUUAAAGGGAGAUCUAUUCCUGCUACUCGGUUCAACCUUGUAUGGAUUUUCUAAUGUCGGAGAACAGUAUUUAGUUAGAAAGUAUCCAUUGUAUGAAGUCGUUGGUCAGUUGGGCUUUUUCGCAACUAUUAUCAAUGGAAUUCAGUUGGCUAUACUGGAACGAGAUGAAUUAAAAAAUACUCAUUGGAAUGGUCGUAUCGUCGGCCUUCUCAUCGCGUUUAACAUUGCAAUGUUCUGUCUCUACACCGGAGCUCCUCAACUUUUCCGUAUUUCCUCGGCGACAUUCUUUAAUCUUUCGCUUAUUACGAGCGAUUUCUAUGGAUUGAUAUUCGCCCUGUUUCUCUUUGACCAAAAGAUGCAUGGGUUGUAUCCGCUUGCGUAUAUCAUGUCAAUAGGAGGCCUUAUUGUCUAUCACAUAUACCCGGAAUCAGACCCACAGCCUAGAAAGCCAACAGAUGAAGAGUCACCUGAACCACGAUCGGAUCAGGCGAACGAUAUUGUAGCGAAGGACUGA
Paraglomus brasilianum is the source of this 1047-nucleotide messenger RNA. The record is from the annotation of a GenBank genome assembly. NCBI's taxonomy places the organism in Eukaryota, Fungi, Glomeromycota, Glomeromycetes, Paraglomerales, Paraglomeraceae.